Messenger RNA from Prunus avium (sweet cherry), 1827 nucleotides. The record is from RefSeq and is a predicted model, not a curated record. Lineage: Eukaryota; Viridiplantae; Streptophyta; Magnoliopsida; Rosales; Rosaceae.
GAAAUCCCACAUAGAAAAUUGAGCAAUGCUCCAUGUCCAUUGGACAUUGAUGCUUUCCGUAAAAUAAUCCGUGAAGGCAAUCAACCCCUCGUGCUUCUUGAUGUCCAGACAGAGUGCCAGUUCAUGCUUGAAGGAAUCCGGUUGCUUCGAUCAGAAUAUCUCCGAACCACUGGCUACUUUUCCCCGCCUUCCAAUGCCUCCGAGGCAUGUUGGCAUGCCUAUGAAAGUUUGAGCAAUGAGUCGUUACCUGGGUUCGGGGUUCAAUCCACUUGUGGAUUUAAGGCCAGUUUGAUGACAGAGAGUUGCAUGAAUAUCACAACCCGGUCACAGUUUGAAAGCCUGAUUUCUCAAUCUGAGCUGCAGGGAAUUCAGGACUCUUGCAAUCAGUCUUUGGAGAAUAAUUCAAAUUGUGAUUCAUGUAAGCAGAGGUUGUGGCGUGUGAGUGCUUCUAACUUUGGUAGGCCUGUGGAUGGGAAUGAAUCAGAUUGCAAUAGCUAUCCAUUUAUGUAUGCUGCAGCUUUUGCUAACAGGUAUGGGCCUACAAACUUGGGCACAGUCAAGUGUUUGUUUUCACUAGAUUUCAAUGCCUUUAAUGUAAAUACUAAAAGGAUCAGGCAUACCAAGGUAAUGCGUUGGGCAGUGUUGGUAGGAUGUGUUAGUGGGUUCUUUGUGGCAGUUUUGGUGGUUUGGGUUCUUUGGAGAAGGCACAAGAAGUACAGGGGAAGGAAGAGAAACAUGGAGUCAACCGAGAUGGGUUUUGCUUCAGCCAUGGAGAUUAUUGGUGAAAAUACCAGUUUGGUUAAGUUCCCAUUUGAGGAAAUCAAAAGGGCUACCAAGAAUUUCUCAAGGGAGAACAUAAUUGGGAUGGGAGGCUAUGGGAAUGUCUAUAAGGGAAUAUUAGCUGAUGGGUCUGAAGUAGCUUUGAAAAGGUUCAAGAACUUCUCUGCUGGUGGGGCUGAAGCUUUUGCACAUGAGGUGGAGGUUAUUGCAAGCAUUAGGCAUGUGAAUCUUGUUGCUGUGAGAGGCUAUUGUACUGUGGCAGUGCCUUUGCAAGGCCACCAGAGGAUAAUUGUGUGUGAAUUGGUGCACAAUGGAAGCCUCUAUGAUCAUCUUUUUGAUUCAAGGUUGAAGAAACUCAGUUGGCCAAUUCGACAAAAGAUUGCUUGUGGAAUUGCCCGCGGAUUGGCUUAUUUGCAUUACGGUGUAGAGCCUGUCAUCAUCCACAGAGAUGUUAAAGCUAGUAACAUACUUCUAGAUCAAACAUUUGAGCCAAAACUGGCUGAUUUUGGCUUUGCAAAGUUCACACCAGAAGGAUUUACACAUUUGAGCACAAGGGUAGCUGGGACACUAGGAUAUGUUGCACCUGAAUAUGCCAUGUAUGGGCAAUUAUCAGAAAGAAGUGAUGUCUACAGUUUUGGGGUAGUGCUUCUUGAGCUUCUGGGUGGGAAAAAAGCAGUUGUAGAAGCUGAUGGCGCCGGAACUUUGCUGUUGGCAGAUUGGGCUUGGUCACAAGUGAGGGAAGGCAACCCAUUAGAUGUUGUAGAUGAAAGCAUGCCUGAGCUGGGCUUUGCAGAAGUUAUGGAAAGGCAUGUUUUAGUUGCAGCUCUUUGCUCUCAUCCAGUAGCAUAUGCAAGGCCAACAAUGGACCAAGUUGUGAAGAUGUUGGAAUCAGAUUUUCCACUUCCCUCAAUCCCAGAUUGCCCUCUUGUUGAUGAAAUGGUUAAAAUAGAUCAGCUAGCUAGCUUUAGUGGCUCAAGUUACAUUUCAAGCCCUGAGGGCCAGCAACCAUGUAGCUGUGAGAGUGACCAUCCCAUUCUAAGUGAUUAG